Bipolaris maydis ATCC 48331 is the source of this 204-nucleotide messenger RNA. RefSeq lists its product as uncharacterized. The record is from RefSeq and is a predicted model, not a curated record. Gene Ontology annotation, molecular function: protein binding. Lineage: Eukaryota; Fungi; Ascomycota; Dothideomycetes; Pleosporales; Pleosporaceae.
UACGAAGUGACCGAGGCAAAAAGUCGGCAAACGCUGUCGUUGAGGAAAAAGGUGCUGGGGCCAGAGCACCCAAAUACGCUGUGGAGCGUAUACUUUCUUGCAUGCCUUCUUAGCAAACAGCGUCGUGUAGACGAGUCUUUACCUCUGCACCAGAGGGGAUCUGCUGGAUACGAAAAAGUCCUUGGAAAAGACCAUCCUACGACC